GGGCGCUUUCCGAGGAAAUUCGGGACUCGAGUUUCCCGGGGAAGAGGCGCGGCCGGAGCCCGGCGAGGGUGGGCAGGGCAGGCGCAGGUGGACCCCGGCGGCCCCCGAGCCCCGCUGUGACCUUGUCCGCGGGGGAGGGGCUGGGCCGCUGCGGGGCAGCCGCGGCCGCCAGAGGGGGCAGCGGAGAAGAACUUGCUCAAGUUGGAGGCGCGGGCUGGGGCGGCUCCGCGCCUCCGCGCCCGCCUCCCCGGCCUCCGCCUUCUCCCCUCCCGCGAGCCUCCUCCCCUGGGCCCUCCUCCCGUCCUUCCCGCUGCCGCCGGUCCCGGUGCGCGCCCAUCCCUGCCCACAGCCCCGCGCGUCCGCCGAGUCGCUGAGCCGCGGCUGCCGGACGGGACGGGACGGGCUGGGCUGGGCGCGCCCCCCGGGCCCCGCUGUGGGCAUGGGCGCGCUGGCCCGGGCGCUGCUGCUGCCUCUGCUGGCCCAGUGGCUCCUGCGCGCCGCCCCGGAGCUGGCCCCCGCGCCCUUCACGCUGCCCCUCCGGGUGGCCGCGGCCACGAACCGCGUAGUUGCGCCCACCCCGGGACCCGGGACCCCCGCCGAGCGCCGCGCCGACGGCCUGGCGCUCGCCCUGGAGCCUGCCCUGGAGUCCGCCGCGGGCGCCGCCAACUUCUUGGCCAUGGUGGACAACCUGCAGGGGGACUCUGGCCGCGGCUACUACCUGGAGAUGCUGAUUGGGACCCCCCCGCAGAAGCUACAGAUUCUCGUUGACACUGGAAGCAGUAACUUUGCCGUGGCGGGAGCCCCGCACUCCUACAUAGACACGUACUUUGACACAGAGAGGUCUAGCACAUACCGCUCCAAGGGCUUUGACGUCACUGUGAAGUACACACAAGGAAGCUGGACGGGCUUCGUUGGGGAAGACCUCGUCACCAUCCCCAAAGGCUUCAAUAGUUCUUUUCUUGUCAACAUUGCCACUAUUUUUGAAUCAGAGAAUUUCUUUUUGCCUGGGAUUAAAUGGAAUGGAAUACUUGGCCUAGCUUAUGCCACACUUGCCAAGCCAUCAAGUUCCCUGGAGACCUUCUUUGACUCCCUGGUGACACAAGCAAACAUCCCCAACGUUUUCUCCAUGCAGAUGUGUGGAGCCGGGUUGCCCGUUGCUGGAUCUGGGACCAACGGAGGUAGUCUUGUCCUGGGUGGAAUUGAACCAAGUUUGUAUAAAGGAGACAUCUGGUAUACCCCUAUUAAGGAGGAGUGGUACUACCAGAUAGAAAUUCUGAAACUGGAAAUUGGAGGCCAAAGCCUUAAUCUGGACUGCAGAGAGUAUAACGCGGACAAGGCCAUCGUGGACAGUGGUACCACGCUGCUGCGCCUGCCCCAGAAGGUGUUCGAUGCAGUGGUGGAAGCUGUGGCCCGCGCAUCUCUGAUUCCAGAAUUCUCUGAUGGCUUCUGGACUGGGUCCCAGCUGGCGUGCUGGACGAAUUCGGAAACACCUUGGUCUUACUUCCCUAAAAUCUCCAUCUACCUGAGAGACGAGAACUCCAGCAGGUCAUUCCGUAUCACAAUCCUGCCUCAGCUUUACAUUCAGCCCAUGAUGGGGGCCGGCCUGAAUUAUGAAUGUUACCGAUUCGGCAUUUCCCCUUCCACAAAUGCACUGGUGAUCGGUGCCACGGUGAUGGAGGGCUUCUACGUCAUCUUCGACAGAGCCCGGAAGAGGGUGGGCUUCGCAGCGAGCCCCUGUGCAGAAAUUGCAGGUGCUGCAGUGUCUGAAGUUUCCGGGCCUUUCUCAACAAAGGACAUAGCCAGUAACUGUGUCCCCGCUCAGUCUUUGAGCGAACCCAUUUUGUGGAUCGUGUCCUAUGCGCUCAUGAGCGUCUGUGGAGCCAUCCUCCUUGUCUUAAUUGUCCUGCUGCUGCUGCCGUUCCGGUGUCAGCGUCGCCCCCGUGACCCUGAGGUCGUCAAUGAUGAGUCCUCUCUGGUCAGACAUCGCUGGAAAUGAAGAGCCAGGCCUGACCUCAAGCAACCAUGAACUCAGCGAUUAAGAAAAUCACAUUUCAAGGGCAGCAGUCUGGAUCGACAGCGGCACUUCCUCCCGUGCCCGCCCGUCUUCAAUCUCUGUUCUGCUCCCAGAUGCCUUUCAGAUUCACUGUCUUUUGAUUCUUGAUUUUCAAGCUUUCAAAUCUUCCCUACAUCCAAGAAAAAUAAUUAAAAAAAAAACUUCAUUCUAAACCAAAACAGAGUGGAUUGGGCUGCAGGCUCUAUGGGGUUGGUUAUACCAAACUGUCUACAUGUGCCACCAACACAAAACCAAGCCUUGGCUAGUUGUCUUCUCUCUUCAAUCUCUGGAAAAAUAAGUGCAUAUAGUUGAUAACCCCUCUUAGCUUACAGGAAGCUUUUUGUAUUAAUCACCUUUGAGGGUAUUUUGCGCCAGACCUCAACCUGGGUCAAAGUGGUACAAGAAGGUUUGCAGUAUGAUGGCAGGAGAAGCAGCCUGGGGCCUGGGGAUAUAACCAUGCUGUACCCUUCAGAUCUGGAAACACAGCCACAGGCCCCUCUUCUGGGUUUGUGCUCUGAAUGGGAGCCAGAAUUCACUAGGAGGUCAUCAACCAAUGGUCCUCACCAGCCUCUUCUGAAGAUGGAAGGCCUUUUGCCCAUUGAGGUAGAGGGGAAGGAAAUCUCCUCUUUUGUACCCAAUACCUGUGUUGUAUUGUUGGUGCGAAAGUGAAAACACUACCUCUUUUGAGACUUUGCCCAGGGUCCUGUGCCUGGGUGGGGAUGCAGGCAGCCUUGACCACGGCUGUUUCCCUCACCCAAAAGAAUUAUCAUCCCAACAGCCAAGACCCGACAGGUGCUGAACUGUGCAUCGAUCAGGAAGAGUUCUGUCACCAAGCUGGCCACUAUCACAUAUGCUUACUCUUGCUUAAAAUUAAUAAAUCAUGUUUUGAUGAGAAAAAACUAUUCUAUUUCACUAGCUUAGUUGUCUCUUUUUCCAAAUCUUCUCUGGAAGUAGGUUGGCUAUUACCCUGUUGGGAAACAGGGAAAUGGCCUGAUGCCCAUAUUUCUGACCAGCUGUCGGGGAAGGAAGAUGCAAGAUGUGCGGAAGACACGAGGGAACGUCUACUUAUCCCCGUGCUUCGAAGCCGUGUGUUUCCCUUUGCAGAACUGGGUAGGCUCAAGCAUACCCAUCCAAUCAGCUUAAAUCAUUUAGCAGUUGACCUCUGUGCUUCUUCCUUUGGGGGUGUUGAAUCUUUGGUAACAGGUGUGCAGUGGUACCUUAUUUGGGGGCAGUCCCUACUUUCCGUCACUUAUUGAGGCCUUUGCCAAAGAAAAGUGGAAGCUGUUUCCUCGACCUAGCCUUAUAUGACCUGAUGUCAUUAGGAGAAGAGUUAAAAGACAGUAUCCCCUCUCUCCUGAUUGUGUGCCAAGUUCAGUGUUCCCUUUGCAUUUCUUUUGGGGUGGGUUGGCUGUAUUACAGAAUUCCACCAAAAGUGCUAAGUAUCCCCUCCUGCAGAAGUGUCGGUUGUAUUCACAGUAGGCUACGUGUGGAUGUUUCAGCCAUCUGCUCUGCUCCCUGGGUCCCCGGGUCACCACCAUACUGAGAAAUAUAUGACUCUGCCAAAGAGACGUGGAGACCACGUCGGCUUGUCAUGGUGUCCUGGAAGACUCUCCAGCAGCCAGAAGAAACUUCUGUGCUGUUCUCACUAGAGAAGAUUUGAGUUGCAGCUUGGAAGGAAUAUGACGGCAUGGAAUGGGAGGAGGGGGCUCUUGUACCAGGGCCCGUUGUCACGUCUGCUCUCAGCUUGUUGAGAACUCAUAAUCUCAGAAUGCAUUUCACAGGGAGAGAUGUCUGGAAGUCCAAUUCUCAUCCCAUUGGCUUUUUCUGUGGUUGCUGUUUUGUGGGCCACUUUGCACAGGAGUGAAGCCAACACCCCGAGAUUGUGCCUUCCCUUUGCUGUGAAAAAUUCAAACCCUUGAAAUAAAAGGAGGGAAUUGCAGGUAUGCCCUGAUUAGUUUUCCUGCUUAUUUCUUCAUACAGACAUCUUCUGUUUUGUUGUACUGUGUUAGGUUUCAGAGGCGGGGAGCUUCCUACUGCAGCAGAUGAACAGGCAUAGUUCUCAGAAUACAGGAAAGCAACAAGUCAGGUUUCCAGGUGGAGGAGGUGAAUGAAGUGUGCCAUCAUGCUGUGCAUUUCAGGUCAAAUUUCUUUAUCUUUUCAUAUCGCAUGUCAUUGGAUGUGACAUUUUGAUGAAAAUACUGAAAUUACAAAAGCAUAACUUUAGCAACAAGAAUGAGAUAGACAAUUGAAUGUGGGACAUUUUUCUGGCAUGCCUUGCUGCUGAGAAUCGGACUUCCAGUCAAAACCCUGUUAGUGACACCCACCUCCUCCGGUUAUGCAAAUUGAUGCUUAGCUUGGCAAGCCUUCAAGGAGGUUUGCUUGGAACAGGAAAGGAAUUAGCAACCCUUUGAGGGUGUCAUUUUUACCUUGUAAUACACUGUGGAAAAUUCUGGAAGACAGUCCUUGCCUGAAAAGGUGCAAUUUAGCAUUAGGUUGUUAUCAGAAACCUUGUCAAGUCUGAUGGGAAAUGGAUACUUCUAUAUAGACAAUAUUAUUUUAAGAUGCUGCUUUAUUUUCUUGAUAACUUCUUUGGAAGUCUGAAAUGAAAUCCUGCCUUCAGUAACUGAAACCAUUUAUUAAAAAUAGCAAGAAACGAGAUGGGAACCAAUUCUAUUUUUAUUCUUGGGAAUUUAAAAGAGCCACAAGUGAUUGGUGUCAGCUCUCCCAGCAUAUACUGUACACUACUUUGUAUUUCUCCUGAACCAAAACCAAGUACCUAGCACUCAGGAAACAGAUGCCCUGUGUGUGACCGUGGGGAAUGUUUUUCUACAACAGGUUCCACUUCUGAACACUUGGAAGGACCUUACCCGAUUCAUGGUGAAAUACAGGUUUAGGUUGGAGAUAAAUUUGGGGUCAGUUACUGUUCAAAAUUGUGAAAGUAGUCCCCAGGAAGACAGGAUUAAUGACUCCACAGUGCUUUGGAUAAUAGAUUUUGAAAAGCAAUUGUGAAUUGGGGAUUCCAUCAUUUUAUUUAAGAUGUGAAGAGGGAUUUAAUUAUUUAAUAUGCCGGGUGCAAACUUGUUAAAUUCCUCUUUCCCUGUCCCUGCUUGGUGGAGCUGCCACGUGUGGUUCAGUUCUAAGUUCUGGCCUAAUGCCACUCGAUAUCAUUGGGAAUAAAUCGCUGUCCAACAGUCUGUUCCACAAACAACAGUAAUUGAGUUUUACAGACUUUAUUCUGAUUAGUGGAAAUCAAAUAAUUGAAUGGAAUCCCCACGUGUUUUCUCUUGCACAAACUUAUUAGACUUGAUUAGAAAACUUUGGAGGAAAAGCUUGCCACUAAGUUUUUGUUGUUGUUGUUGUUUUGAAAAACAACCCAACACCAUAAAGUGUAAAAUUAGGGGUUUUUGCCAAGAAAGCUAUUAGAUUUUCUGAAAGCCAAGAAAACUCCACGCCAUAGAAGUUACUGUGUAUAUCUCUAGGGAGUUUUAAGAAUUUCACAUUUGAACUUUACAGCAGUUUACCAAUUAAACAGCAAGCUGGAAAAAUACAUUUUGAGAGGGGUAGAAAGAGUAAGAAUAUAAUUAAAAGUAUGCUAACAAAAUAAGCAGAACAUACUUUUUUAGAAAAUGCAGUUUAGGCCGAGCACAGUAGCUCACGCCUGUAAUCCCAGCACUUUGGGAGGCCUAGGCAGGUGGAUCACCUGAGGUCAGGAGUUUGAGACCAGCCUGGACAACAUGGUGAAACCCUAUGUCUACUAAAAAUACAAAAAAUUAGCCAACUGUGGUGGUGCAUGUCUGUAAUCCCAGCUACUCAGGAGGCUGAGGCAGGAGAAUUGCUUGAACCAGGGGGGCGGAGGUUGUAGUGAGCCAAGAUUGUGCUACUGCACUUCAGCCUGGGCAACAGAGCGCAACUCCGUCUCAAAAGAAAGAAAAUGCAGUUUCAUUCCAGCCAUCCUCAGAUUUCCCUUCCCAUUAAAGUGGCUGAAUUCACUGGAGAUGUGAUUUAUUUUGCAGAUCCACCAAUUCCAAACCUCAGGAAUAUUCAAGCGGGAGUCAUGUGUCAGUGACAGCUUUGACAGAGGGAGAGACUGGCUGGGUGACCCGGGUGUUGCCCACAUGGAGCAAGGACUGGUUCAUUCAACAGUUGGAGAGUACAGGAUGGCUGGGACCUGGGAAGUUCCAGAAUCUGAAAAGAGGGUGGGGCAAGAAGGAGCCAGAAGAGAGGUUCCACCCCUCAGUGGGCGGUGGGGCACAGAGGUCCGCACCAGCCAAGAACCUCCCAGGAUGCCCUGGGCGCCUCAUUUCACCCCACGUUUUUGGCACAGUCUGCUUUUUAGGUAUUUUCUAAAGGAACUUCUCAGGAUUGAUUAUUUGUCAGAGGAACAAUUAGGCCAAGAGAAACUUGCUUGGCAGCCAUACGUAAAACACAUCUGUUCUAAUAAAACUAGAGAUGCCUCAAGGCCCAAGCAGGACACAGGCAGGUUCAAGGUCAUACACCAGGAAGUUCAUAGGGGAGGGUCAAGCGACUGAGUCCAAAGGGGGCUGGUAAAGUGCUCUUUGAGGUCUGAGCAUCUGGAAGGCUCCUGGCAGCAGUUACCCUGAUUGUGUCAUUGAGAGGCACAGCAACUGGGCCCUCACCGUUUCCGCCAGCUCUGCUGAGGCAGCUCAGCCCGUGCAUUCCGAACAUCUGACAGCUUCUUUCUCCAGAAUGUCUUCUGUCAGAGACUUCCAGAAAAGGAGCUCCCUCCUGUCUCACUGCUGUUAGCAUGGGAGCCCUGCUCCCCGGGCUCCACGUCCCCGGAAGGUCCAAGUUGUCCCGCAGCACACCCAGCCCCAUUCAGGGUCAGUGCAGGAGGGACCAGGGAAUCUGCAUUUCAGUAAGCUCCCCAGGUGAGGCUGGAGAGCAGAAACCAUGGCUCUCAGUUGUGAGCAGACUCCCUGGGCUGUUGGUGUCACCCUAGGGGUGGGUGAAGGCUGUUAGCCACAUCUGUGGAAUGUGGAAAUGAGAACAAAGCCCCGCUGCUUAGUGCUGCCAGCAAAACCUCAAGUUGCAUCAGUGGCUGAAAUCUAUCAUAGGUGUUGAGGAUAUGUAACUCCCACCAAUAAAUACAGUAUUUUCUUCCCUGCCCCUGAGCUUCCUCUGGGUUUCUUAUCAUCAGCUAUUACACACAGACUUCCAGUGCUUCUAAAUUGUACUGUGUAACUUUUAUAUCAUACUUGUGUGCUGAAAAAGCACACAGUAGGUAGUGGCUGGGCCAAGAGACAUCACAAAGCUUCCUGAUAAAUUCGAAUCCAGCCACAGCAAGAGCAACGUGCGGGUACCUGGUCCCUGAUGCUUGGGUGCACUGUUGAGCCUCGGGUACUUCUUGGACACUAUUGUGAGAGCAGCCAUCCUGGUGGCUCUGCCAGCAUCUUGGGAAAGGAUGUGAUGGUAAAAUAUCUGUCUCUCCUCUGGGAAUCAGGGCAGCCCCAAGAAGUGGGCAGUUCCCUUUACAGAUGGAUAAUUAUUUGUGUAAGACCAACCAGAUAAAGUCCAGACUGUAUAGAACACACGUGUGCCUCACACAUAGCCAUCUGAGUAAAGUAUUUUGCCAACAUAGAUUUAUAAUUAUAAAUGAUAGAUUUGUAAUAUAGAUUUCAGUGAGCUGGGCACAGCUGUCACUUCAGUGGUAUUAAUAAAAGACUGGAAAACUUGAGCGUCCUUGGCAACCUAGCCUUUGACAUUGAUGUUUUUACAUAGGAUUUUCUUCAUUUGGGUUGGAAUAAAAAUGCAUUUUUAUUCACAAGGCAUGGACAGAUAAGAACAUCAUAAGGAGGGAAGUGUCUCCAAAAGUCAGGACUUAAUAUUUUUCUGUUGAGUGCUAUAUGUGGAGGUCAUUGCAAAUUCCCUGAUAGAAGUAUGGUUUCGCUUGCUACAUUGUACCUAUUGAAGUAAAAUUUUACACAAGCCUCGCAUUUCUAAGGUUAGUGUUCCUGAAUGAAAUGUUAAGAAAACAUUAAAAGGUUAUAUCUUUUUAAGAUGGAGGAAAAAAGUGAAAAAAGCUAAUUAAUCUAUAAUGAAAAUUGCACAAAAUAACAAAAUAACAUUUCUUAACAAAUUUAGUACAAUUUUGUGUUCUUUGUUGCUAGUGGUAUAAAACGAGAUUUUUUUCCCUCAUUUUUCUAAUUGUAGAUGUAAUCUCUCACAUUUAUAUCAGUGAGGAUUGAAAUGCUGUGUAGCAGUUACUCAGCACAUAUGAGAGGGCAGCGAAUGAAUGAGAUUUGUCAUGUGCUAAUAAAAGCUGAAUUUUUAUAAUCUAAAAUGAUGUAUUUUCUACUAUUGCUGUUAAUUUGCAUUGUUAAAAAUUCUUAAAGUUUGACAUGUUAUGUUCAGUCACUGAAAGCGACCACUCAUUUUUUCUUAAAGUUGAUGACUUUUCUGCUCUGCUAGAGGUAGUAUUUUGCUUCUGGCAGAAGAGCUGCAAACUGUGUAUCCUCAAACAGAUGCAAAAAGUAGUGCUUUGCAAAAUGUUUGUUUUGUGUUUAUCUCAGAUUAACAUCCUUUAAUACAUGUUUCUUAAGUGUAACUUGUAUUUCUGAAAAUGCUUAAAAUUAUUUUAUAUUUCCCUUUGGGAAUUUUGCUCUAUUUCCAGCACGCUGAUGUGAUUUAAAGAUGUAAGAAGACCAAGAGUUGGAGUAAAGGGAUAUUCAUUCCAUGUUAAAAGUGGCUUCAUAGCUACUGACAAAUGUCUGAACUAUUGUUGUGCCCUUCAAAACUGGAGUUUUCUAAAAUAAUCUUAUUUUUGUACUUGUAUAUCCCAAUUUAAGAUAUAUGCCAUUGAAAGGGAAAUAAAACAUUUUUGUUUAUUUGAAUAAAUAAUACUCCCAA
Molecule: messenger RNA, 8920 nt
Organism: Macaca mulatta (Rhesus monkey)
Lineage: Eukaryota; Metazoa; Chordata; Mammalia; Primates; Cercopithecidae
Gene: BACE2
Product: beta-secretase 2
Biological process (GO): membrane protein ectodomain proteolysis; amyloid-beta metabolic process
Cellular component (GO): endosome; plasma membrane; trans-Golgi network
Molecular function (GO): aspartic-type endopeptidase activity
Source: RefSeq, a predicted model, not a curated record